CACCUUCUUCUGAGGCUUCACAUGACACAUCAUUCGAGGAUCCCUCCAAGCUUCCAUAUCAGAUAUGGAGGCAUAUCACAGCUGAGCAGUGGCAUGCAUUUGUUGCACAAAAAACAACUACCCCAGAAGUUGUUGCAAUUCGUGAGCAAAAUAGCGCGAAUGCAAAAUCUAGGAAGCACUACCACCAUCUGGGUGCUCAUUCGUAUGGUCAGGCGAGAGAAUCGUGGAUGUAUGACCAUUACCCCACGAUCGCGUCGACCACGACGCAAUCGGGCACUAGCUCUACGACGACAGUUGCACAGCGGCAACCAGAUAGAGUGCUCGAUUGGUGGUGUUCCAUGCAUGGGGUUGAUGCAAAGGGACAGAGAAUCAUACCUGAUCCCGGAACAAAACAGAUAGCUAAUGCCAUUAUUGGCUUGAAGGAAAAGGAGGCAGCUGGUGAGUUCACUCCUAGAGGACAAGUUGAUGCCUUACACGAGACUAUAGGACGGGACCAGUAUGGACGUGUGAGGGGCGUAGGAGGUGUCCGCCUCGGGGUGAGAAAGGUGUAUGGUGAUCAAUACACCUCUACGUCCAGAUCCACUACCUCCAGUGUCAAUUCAUCACCUUCCAUAGAUGUGGAGGCUAUGAAAGCCGAACUUCGGGAGGAGCUCAGAGCGGAGAUGACUCAGAAUUUCAACGCCAUUUUGGCGCAGAUGGGCUUACCGACUUUUGGUGCUUUCACGCAGGGCAAUGUUCCUAUGCAGCCUGUUCCUACGCAGCCUCGUCCACAACCGGAGUUAACGGAAGAGACACCAUGUGAGCUAUGUAAUCAAGGAGAUGGUCAUGGUAGAUUCAUUAUCGUGGCUUAUGGAUCUGUACAGCCCCCUAGGGACCGGCCACUAUUGCACAACCAGCCAGUAGCUGAUAUCCACUAUGUGGUCAGCGUUGAAGACAUUGUGACCGGUUUCGAAGCAUUUCCUCUUCCGCAGCCGAAUGCAGCAGUUGGUCUACAGUUAUUGUCUGAUUCCAUUGGCAGUUAUAUUCUAUGGCCGCGUGCAUUGGUGCGGUUAGCAUAUCAGGGUUCGGGGAAGGCCGACAGGAAGGGAAAGAAGGUAGCUUCACCUCAGGGAGGCCGACGUGCCCAAGUGGGAACGAAUUCUUCAGCAAAGUAUCCACUCAUUACGGAUAUGGAGGUGGUGCAACGCCUUACUAAACCGUGCUUCUGGCUACAUGAGUGCAUUAGUGAUGCAGCCGAUGGAGCAAUGAUUGAGAUUAAGUUGUCGCACCACCAAUUCCACUACAUUGAUGAGGAAACAUCGACCUUCAUUUGUAAGGAUGAUAUUAAAGAAUUCUUACUUGGGGAAGAGUUGAAUGUUUCCAUGAUACAAACAUUCAUGAGGCUAUUAUACAAUGAUGUGAGGCGAUCUAGUCAGCCAAUCUUUGGUUGGUUAUGUCCAAGCUUUGUACGAGAUGACAGUUGCGUACAAAACGAAAAAGAGGUGAAAGUAUAUCUCAAGGAUUCUUUGAACGCAUGUUCUCGUCUUGGAUAUAAGAUCGUUCUUCUUCCUUACAUUGAAUCGAACCAUUGGACACUCAUUGCAAUAUGUGUGUCAAGUAACGAAGUCUACCACUUUGAUUCUUUGCGUAAAGAAACAAUACGGUCCUUACUAGUCAAAUCAUUGUUAAAAAAGGUAGCCUAA
Molecule: messenger RNA, 1682 nt
Organism: Beta vulgaris subsp. vulgaris (sugar beet)
Lineage: Eukaryota; Viridiplantae; Streptophyta; Magnoliopsida; Caryophyllales; Amaranthaceae
Exons: 7
Coding region: 228-1682 (484 amino acids)
Biological process (GO): proteolysis
Molecular function (GO): cysteine-type peptidase activity
Source: RefSeq, a predicted model, not a curated record